AUGUUCUUCCUCAUUCUGACCGGAAUCCUAAUAUUCAUGUUGCAGACGGGGUUCACGUUGCUUGAGGCAGGAUACGUAAGGUCCAAGAACACUGCCAACAUUCUUUUCAAGAACUUACACAUUAUUGUCAUAAGUGCCAUAGCGUACUUGCUGGUAGGGUUCCAGCUGGCAUUUGGAAGAGGAAACAGCUUCUCUGGCAUGGGCGAUUGGACAUACGGGCUGGCGAACGAGCGCCUGGUCUUUUGGUUGUUCCAGUUCGCGUUCGCUGCCACAGCUGCCACCAUAGUCUCCGGGUCGAUGGCUGAGCGGUGUGCCUUCAACGCCUACCUCAUCUGCUCCGUCAUGCUGUCUGGUGUGGUGUACCCUGUGGUGUCACACUGGACCUGGUCAGACGUUGGCUGGCUCAAGACUCAACACUACCAGGACUUCGGUGGCUCCGGCGUCGUCCACCUCACAGGGGGCGUUGCAGCUCUUGUUGGGGCUGUAAUUCUUGGACCCAGAAUCGGUCGCUUCGGACCCAAGGGCAAGGAGAUACGUGGACACUCUGUGCCGCUGGCAGCUCAGGGAUUCUUAAUCCUGCUCUUCGGGUUCCUGGCCUUCAACGGAGGGUUCCAAGCGUCCAUCAGCCACGAGGUUGAUGCUGUAGCCAUUGCCAAGGUUGUCUUCAACACUGCGAUAUCGGCCUCUUCAGGAGGCAUCGCUGUGCUCUUGAUGAAUCAUUCUAGGAGGGAGUCCCUCUGGUCCUUCCUAAUGGCCCUUAAUGGUUCUCUCGCUGGCAUGGUGUCAAUCAGUGUCGGGUGCAACGUUGUCCAGCCGUGGAGUGCCUGUGUCAUUGGUACAGUGGGUGGAUCAGUGUUCCUCGCCAUCCACACCCUUCUGCCCAAGUUGAAGGUUGACGACCCACUUGAUGCUGUGGCUGUACACAUGGGAGGUGGGUUGUGGGGGCUGGUUGCUGUGGCCCUCUUCCAGGAUGGUGGCAUUGUGUACGGGGGCAGCGCGGAGGUCCUCGCCUGGAACAUAGUGGGGGCGCUGGCCAUAGUGGCCUGGUCUGGUGGUCUUUGUUUGGUUAUGUUUGGUUCCCUCAGGCUGCUCGGCGUCUUGAGGGUGCCUCCAGAAAUGGAAAUUGCAGGAAUGGACCUCUUGAAGCACGGGGAGCCAGCUGACGCUUGGCUGGAGAGCCAGUACGAUGGAUCCAUAAAUGCACAGGAGGAGAACAAGAGGAAUUCAGAUCUUCUAGCCAACAUGUCUGCCCCAGAGAAAUGUGGUUGUACCAAUUUCCAGGACCCAAUUCCACCCAAAGAUGGUCAAAAGUGUGCGAAUCGUUCAUCGUGUUCAGUAUGUUGUUCGCCCAUGUACCCCGGCCUCCCUGAAGCUAGUCACUUCAACCCCCACAAUGACGGUGAAGGUAACUGA
This is a messenger RNA of Procambarus clarkii (red swamp crayfish), 1413 nucleotides long. The record is from RefSeq and is a predicted model, not a curated record. NCBI's taxonomy places the organism in Eukaryota, Metazoa, Arthropoda, Malacostraca, Decapoda, Cambaridae.